CCAUAGAUCUACAAAGAGAGACCCAUAAUACCACUAGCGCUUCUUAAAUACUGUUCUUUUAGACAAUGUAUCGAUUAAAUGUAGAGUUUGUUUCCUAUGUUCAUGUUCUUGCUAGUUAGCAUUAGCCGUAGAUAGGGUACACUUGCUGUGGGUUAAACGAGCUGUAAUAAGUAAAUAAGGAUUUAUAAUUGCUACUAACAUGGAAACCGUUGAUAUAACUGUUCAAGCAACAAAUCGACGCACGAAUUUAUAUGCAUUAAGAGCCAAAGUCAAACAGGGGACUGUUAGUGUUUUCUUUCAAUUAUGUUGUGCCUGUGUGCUUGUAUGCUAACAGCAGGGUUGCUAGCUGAACGAGCUUGCCAGUGACGUAACACUGGUCAUUGUUUUGACAGCACGCAGCAUCUCAGCAGAGUCUUGAAAAAUUAAGUGAUUGCUAUAAACACUUUAAACACCAACCGCUAUUAAUUACAUUAGUAAUAAAUAUCAGAUUAGUGUAAAUCUGAUAUUUAUUAGUGUUUCUGAGUUAAAGUUGUGAUAACUGGUAAAAUAUGGCGGCAGACACCUUCGUAGUCAAAUAGCAAAACUCGUGAUUUAUUUAGCAAAGUUAUGCUUUAUAUUAUGUUUCUAGCAGAUUGAUUUAUGUUAUUUUAACCAAUCUUACAUGUUGCUUCUGUUUAAUUUAUGUUAUCAAUACUUGUAAGUGCUAUCUAACUUUAGCAAUUACCUACUAAAUUCUGCUUAUAUAGUUAUUAUAUGUAUUCAUUAACAUUUUAGAUUAAUAGUCGUCGUUUUUCACUAGUACUGUUAAAUAGCUAAGUAAUAGCUUUAUGAAUAUCCACUGUAAAUAUGUUUAUUUGCAACUAGUUAUAGGUACUAUGUUUACUGCGUUUACUGUGUUGGUUACGUAUUCAGUACUAUUUCUCUUCUUAUUCAACAUCAAAAUUAAUUAUACUUAUAUUGAGAGCUAUUGUUGUCAUGUUAUUAAACUAUUGUUUCAAUUGUACUCUCAGUUAUAGGAUGGAUCCAGACGGUGGGGCAGAAGCAAAAGCUUUCAGUUUGCAGUGGAAAAGCUACAAACUUGUCCAGGAUCCUGCUAUCAGGCGGGUUGCACAGAAAAUCUACAGAUAUGAUGGUGUGCAUUUCAGUGUGCCAGACUCUGGAUUUCCUCCAGUGGGUGAACUACGUGACCCAAGACCCAGGAGGCUGUGGUCCAGAUAUACAGAACUGUCCCUGCCAGUGCCAAAGUUUAAGCUUGAUGAGUUUUAUGUGGGUCCCAUACCUCUUAAAGAGGUGACCUUUGCCAGACUAAAUGACAACAUAAAGGAGCCUUUCCUGGGUGACAUGUGUGCCAAGUUUGGGGAAGUCGAGGAGAUGGAGAUUCUGUUUCACCCCAAGACCAGGAAGCACUUGGGUCUGGCCAGGGUGUUGUUUACCAGCACCAGGGGAGCCAAGGAUACGGUCAAGCAUCUACAUAACACCUCUGUCAUGGGUACCGUCAUUCAUGCCCAACUGGAUAUAAAGGGGCAGCAAAGGCAGAAGUAUUAUGACCUAAUAGUAAAUGGGUCUUACACUCCUCAGACUGUGCCCCUGGGAGGCAAAGCUUUGACAGACAAGCUGCAGACCCCGGCUCCAACACAACCACAGCCUGACACGUCGACAGAAAUCAGGCGGAGGCUCUCAAGUGAGCUUGCCGUUUUGGCAGCAGGGGUUCAAGUCCUCACAUCGGGGAACAUUACUCCUUGCUCUGUUGACACUGGCUUCACUGACCAACGUCUGGACACACCCCCACCCAACAUGUCAGGUCCAUACACCCCAGGCUCCACAGCUUCAGUGCAGAGUGGUGGGGGAACUCCUUACAGUUCAAGAUCUGGAACUCCGUUCUCACAAGACUCCGGUUACGCAGGUGGCAGAAAUACUGGCUACAGCGCUGGCACUUCAGGCAGCGGCUACCCUCCCCAAGACAUGUUACCAUCCUCCUCCUCGUCUUCUGCAGUCUCAUCUACUGUCGGAGGAUACAAAAUGUCUCGCUACCCUGAGGAUGCACAGGAGUCUACAGUGUAUCAUCGCGGUCGACCCAUGUAUCCCCCAACCUCAUCGUACCGUCCCAAUGAGCCACCAUGCUAUCCCCCAUACCCAAACAUGGGAGGACCUGGUCCACACAUGGGGCUCCAUUCUUCAAUGCCCCCACCACCUGCAAGCCAAUAUGAUCAGCCCACAAUGUCAGACAGGGACCGAGACAGAGACUCAGGUGGGCGUUAUGGGACAGGAGGUAUUGGUUCCAGAAGGUCAUCCUACCAACACCAGCUGGAAACAAACUCUUCUUCAAAAUACCACUCCCAUCACUCUCACCACCAUUCAGAACGCAGGGAGGACAGGGGGUACCGGCGGGACAGUUUGGGCUCUCGGUCAGGUGACCACAGCCACCAAAGACACCGCAAUCACCACCAUUCUCACAACCACCACCACAGCAGCAGUCGCAGACGGAGUAGCCAUGACCGGGACAGAGACAGAGAUCGAGACAGAGAGCGGGAUCGGGAUAGAGAUAGAGACAAUGACUUCUCCAACAGCUCUGACCCUAGAUACAAUUCCAACUCUUAUCGCUCUUCUUCUAACAGCAUGUCUCCUCCACCCUCAUCUUACUCUUCUUACUCGACAUCCAAAGAGGCCACGGCUCAAGGGAUGGAGAAUUCCAGCCGACAAGGAGCCAGUAGUUUUGCAGAGAGGACCUCUUUGUCCUCCAGUGGUCCUGAGAAAGACUAUCACGGUGGUCACCACAGUGCUCUGCCUGCACCUCCACCACCACCACCGCCCCUCCCACCAGCUUCUGUCAUUGCUGCUGCUGUAGCUGAAACUCUUGGAACACUUGACUUCAACCAGGACAGCCCAGUUCGAGAGGAGCAGUGGACAAAACCCAAACGCCGCCCCAGCACCCCACCAGCUCCUCCAAAGACUCCACCUCCUUUUUCUCCACCCCACCCCUCAAUAACUUCUUCCUCCGCCUCUCCUUCUUCCACCUCACUCCCUCAUCACCUUGCUUCUUCCUCUAAUUCCCCACAACCCCCUCCACGUGACUCCUCUUCACCAGAACCAGAUUCCACCAUUGAGAGCGUACCAUUUGCCUAUCACAGCAGCAGUCUUGACUCCCGUAUUGAGAUGCUUCUGAAGGAGCAGAAGGCUAAAUUUUCUUUCCUUGCCUCUGAUGAGGAAGACGAGGAGGACAAGAAAGAGGAAAAAAGGCGAGACUCACAUGGGGACAGAGGAGAGCGAAGAGUCAAUCGGACUGGGGAGCCCACAGCUGGUUAUCAGGGCGGAGACAGUGGGGCUAAGGACCAUUGGAAGAAAGAAGAACGAGACACAGGAAAGAAAAGGGGUAAAGAAGCAGAGGAAAGUAAAAGUCCCACAGUACUGAACUCAAACACACCUUCCUCUUCCACCUAUUCUCCACACAUCCCUCCACCAGAAGAGGCCCAGUCCCAUGAAGGACCUGGGGCUUUAAGUGAGGAUUCAUCACAGGCUGGAUCAGCUGAUACACGCACUAAGACAGGGGCACACACACCACCUUAUAAUGGACAGAGUCAGUCCUCCCCUCAUUCCUCAGGAGAAGACAUGGAGAUAUCAGAUGAGGAGGAAGAAGCCACAAUAACAACAGUGACAACUCAUCAACCCACCAUCACCUCGGGGUCCUCACCCUCUUCAUCCCAGGCUGCUUUGCCUUCACAAACAGUCGACCCCUCAUCCUCACCACCACCCCUUUCUGACUCUGCACAGCACUUUGGCUCCUCCAUGCACCCUCCAAUGCCAUCUUACCCUCCUCAUUUACCCCCUCCUCCUCCUCCUGGUUAUUCUCUACAACCUCCACCUCCUCCAGGAAUCCCUCCCCUUCCCCACAUGGAUCUCCAUCCAGAGUAUCCUCCUCCUAUCCCCCACAAUGUCUAUGACUAUGCCACCUCCAUGGAGCUGAUGAACCAGUACAGCGGUGGUGCUCCCAUGUCUUUUCAGAUGCAGACCCACAUGCUAAGUCGUCUACACCAGCUACGCAUGUCGGCAUCUAAUGGCACACCAGGCCCCGGAGAGGCUGCCACUGCUGACUACUCCUCCUACCAUCUACACUCAAUGGCAGCGACUCACACGCAUCACCCUUACAUGGACCAAGAAGGGAGCGGGGCGGGCAGUCAUUAUGACCAAGACCAUCGUUACAUGCCCCCUCAUAUGUCCUAUUCUUACCCUGAUGGCCACAGCACUCAGAUACCACCCCCUCCCCACCAUGGCAUCCCACCUCCUCACCCUACCUGGCCUCCACAUGUCUUACCACCACAAUAUUCCUCCUAUAUUCCCCCACCUGGUUAUAGCACCAUGCUAUCUGGAGAAGGCGAGGAAUACAGGGCUCCAGGGGAAGAGGUGCCCCUGCUGCCUGAGAGUCCGAAUGAGGCCGCAGUGCAGGUGGUCCUGGCCACUCUGAUCCAGGAAAUGAAGAACAUCAUGCAGAGGGACCUGAACCGCAAGAUGGUGGAGAACGUCGCCUUUGCUACAUUCGAUGAGUGGUGGGAGAGGAAAGAAACUAAAGCCAAGCCGUUCCAGACCAUGGUUCGGGGGGUGUCUGCCCUGCGAGAGGAUGAGAAGAAAGAGGAAAAGGUCAACCGUCCACGAGAGCCUCUCACAUCUUUGGUGGAUUGGGCGAAAAGUGGUGGCAUGGAGGGCUUUUCUCUAAGAGGAGCGCUUCGUCUGCCUUCAUUUAAGGUGAAGAGGAAAGAACCUCAGGAACUAGAGGAGGGAGACAUGAAGAGGCCACGACCUUCAACCCCACCAGAUGAUGAUGGUGCCAAUGCGAGAAGGCAAGAGGUGGACAGGCGUGGAGCUGAGAGGGACAACAAGAGGAGGAAAAAGAAGCAGAGAAAUCGCAAACCCUGGGAGCUCGAUAGCGAGGGAGAGGAAACAUCAGAUGGUUCGUCGAGUGAAAAGGAAAAUGAUGAAGACGACAGUGAAAAGGAGUCUGAUGAUGAUGCUCUCAGUGCUGACAGUGAUGAUGAGAGUCUGUCUUCAUCCUCGGAGGGGUCUUCCUCGGAGGGGUCUUCAUCCUCAUCCUCAGAAGAGGAUGAGGAAGAAGAGGAAGGAGAAAGAGUUGACAGUGGGCCAGACACCAUGGAUGAGUCAACCAUGGACAGCACAAUGGAGAAGCAUGACAGCCGGAACAAUAUUUCAGCAGCUGUUCCAAAGGCAAACAUUCAAGCAGGUGAAGCAAAGGAAAUUAAGGCACAUACAACAACAGAACCUUCGAAGCAGCCACCAUCUGCACUACAUCUACGGCCUUCCUCCCCUGUUGUUCUCGUGCCCCCACUCAAAAAACGCAGGAAAACAGUUUCCUUCUCUACAGAUGAGAAUGACAGCAAACUGCAAAUGUCAUCUGCAGUGCUGCCCACAUCUCCUUCACCAGUGGCUAAUGAGUCUCCACUCCAGUCUCCCCAGGAGUCACCCAUCACUGCUGUCUCGACCUCCUCCACUCGUCCGAGCCAAGGUAUUCAGCUUCUUCCCUUUGCCUCAAAACCAGGGGAAGGCAAUGCCCUCAUUGUUCCUCCACCUGGAAGAACUCAAGAUUCUGAUGAAUCCAAAAAGGGACUUCCUAUUUCUCCUCAAACCACUCCUGUCAGAUCACCUGGCAAAAAAGGUGCGAGUAAAGACUCUCCAAAAUCUCCUGUGUCUCCAGUCAUGGUGUGUCGCACUGUGCAGAAUCUGCCGUUGGACCACUCUUCUAUGUGCAGGAUGGUCUUUGAGGAGGUCCCCCCUCAGCCUCUGGGUAAUAAACGGUCCAGAGGCAGACCUCGGACGACAAGUUUGUCAGCUUCGUCCUGUCAUUCGCUCAGAGAGGAAGAUGAAGAGGAGGGAAGUGAACAGAGGCUAAGACUCAGGGAGCAGCUUGGAGCAUCCAGCCUUCUGCAGCUGGCUUCAGCCUCCACCACUGAUCUGUCAGUGUUAGCUGACGUAGCCUCCAAAAUUGACCAUGAUGCUGGAGACUCAGAGGAGACAGAGACAUCUGACGAGGCAGAGGAGCAGAAGAUGGAAGACCAUCUCUUCACCCCAGAGUCUCUGGCCCUCAUUAUGAACCCCGAGGGUGUUGUUAUCAUAAUGGAGCACAACUACUGCAAACCCCCUGUUCUCCCAGCAGCCAUCACCAAAAGAACUUCCACCAAACAAGACUUGUCUCUCCUGGUCCCAUCAGACCUCAACACCAUUUCUGGAGUUCUUGAGGCACCAGAGGAGGUUGUUGGAGAGGCAUUACCAUCCAGGGGGGAUCCAGCAGAGCAUUUCUCUGGAAUGGGGGCACACUGUGAGUCAGAAGAUGCGGCCCAGGCUGCUCCAUCUCCAUCAAAGAAGAAAGGCAUAAUUGGCAAAGGUUUAGAACUUGAAAAGGAUGAAAAGAAAAAAAAGAAAAGAAAAGAUAAAGAAAACGUUGAGGUUCAUCGCACAAAGAAACAAGACGAGGCAGGAAAGAAAAAGAAGAAGCGGAAGCAGGAGGACUCAGACCUGGAGGAAGAUGUAGAUGUAGAGGAGCUUGAGUCUGGAGAGCUCUCCAGCUCGGAGCCAGACGAUGAGGGAGUUGAGGAAGUCAGAAAGAGUGAGCGGCUCUUCCUCCAGGAGGCUGGACUAUCCUCGUCUCAACGCUGGCCCAAACCUCUUCCAGCACCCGAGCCACCGGCCCAGAAGUAUGAUGUGCGUAGUGAGUUUGAGCAGAUGACCAUCCUGUACGACAUCUGGAACUCAGGUCUGGAUGGUGAGGACUUGACGUUGCUGAAGAAGACCUAUGAGAAGCUAUUACAGGAUGACCAUGGCUCUGAUUGGCUCAAUGAUACUCACUGGGUCAACCACUCAGUAACCAAUUUGCCCAACCCACGGCAUAAGAAGAAAAAUGCAGACGGUCAACUACGAGAGCAUGUGACCGGCUGCGCCAGGAGUGAGGGCUACUACGCCAUCAGCCGCAAGGAGAAGGACAAGUAUCUGGACCUGGAUCUGCCUGAGCAGGUUAUACGGGAGGUGGAGAACGUUGAUUCUUCUGGAGUGAACAGGGUUCUGUCAGAGAGACGCUCAGAGCAGCGCCGACUCCUCACAGUCAUCGGCACCACAGCCGUCAUGGACUCUGACCUGCUGAAACUCAACCAGCUUAAGUUCCGCAAGAAGAAACUUCGCUUUGGACGCAGUAGGAUUCACGAGUGGGGCCUUUUCGCCAUGGAGGCUAUUGCUGCUGAUGAAAUGGUCAUUGAAUAUGUGGGUCAGAACAUCAGACAGAUGGUUGCUGACAAUAGAGAGAAACGUUACGCACAGCAGGGCAUCGGGAGCAGCUACUUGUUCAGAGUGGACCACGACACCAUUAUCGACGCUACAAAGUGUGGAAACCUGGCCCGAUUCAUCAACCACUGCUGCACCCCGAACUGCUACGCCAAGGUCAUCACCAUAGAGUCUCAGAAAAAGAUUGUGAUCUAUUCCAAGCAGCCUAUCGCGGUCAACGAAGAAAUCACCUACGACUAUAAAUUUCCCCUAGAGGAGAACAAGAUCCCAUGUCUGUGUGGAACAGAGAACUGCCGCGGCACACUGAACUAAUGGAGGCCUUUGACACAGUGACCAUCAACAUGAUACACCGUCCGAAAAGCCGUGACCCCUCCACAAUACCCAGGAAACAGACGCUCACAUUUGCACUUUUCAAACACACACACACACACACACACACACACACACACAGUUCACCCCUUUGGCCCCUUCACAAGGAGAGAGUUGUGUAACUUGGCAUUUGAGUGACUAGGAGGGGGCCCCUGCUGCAGCAUUAGGUCAUGUGUGGUGGUAUUGUUGGACUUGAUUGAAUAAUGACUUCCACCCAUGUUGGGCUUGACUGGUAUUUAUCUUUUCAAGCCAGUCCCAGGGAAGCAGAGUAGCAGGAUUUAAGAUAAGAAAUGAGGAGAGAAAUAAAAUCAGUAUUUUGUGACAUCAUCUGCUCACGUUACCUACAGCCCCGGUCUCACUUCCUAUUUGGAAACCUUCAGGCUCCACCCACAGACUUGCACACAGAUGCACAGAAAAUAUCUGACAAAUUCAGGGUUUAAAAAAAAAACGCCCAUUAAAGGGUGCACUUUUCAGAAGAUAAAUGUCAGUUCAUUUGGUCUUUAGUUUUAUCCAGAUGUAAAGGAGUCAAUUCAGGAGUUGGAUUUCAUUUCAUGUCACAGAAUAAUUAUAAUAUUACUGUUGUGAAUAAUGUUACUGGUAUUGAGUUCCAUUCGCUCUGAUUAUCUGACAGUGAAAUAAGCUUCAGUGUACAGACCCACUGUCGUCAGUGGCUUGUAAUUCACCAGCCCUUAAAAGAAAUUUGCUUCUCUCCUUCACUGUGCCACUCAGCCUCAUGUUUGAAUGAGAUUAAAAGUCCCUGGAACUGUUGUUUUUAACCCUCCAUUGAAAAUAUGUCUUUUG
This is a messenger RNA of Cynoglossus semilaevis (tongue sole), 8448 nucleotides long. It is a transcript of the gene setd1a, whose product is annotated as SET domain containing 1A, histone lysine methyltransferase. The coding region runs from base 976 to 7590 and encodes 2204 amino acids. The transcript is spliced from 20 exons. Gene Ontology annotation, molecular function: histone H3K4 methyltransferase activity; RNA binding; protein binding. The record is from RefSeq and is a predicted model, not a curated record. Gene Ontology annotation, cellular component: Set1C/COMPASS complex. NCBI's taxonomy places the organism in Eukaryota, Metazoa, Chordata, Actinopteri, Pleuronectiformes, Cynoglossidae.